AUGUCAGCAAAUGAUAUUCUUGAUGUCUUAAACAUUCAACGAGAUGAAUCGAAUCAACCACCCAAGAAAAAGCAGAAAUCCUCGUCAACGCCAACAUUACCAGAUGGUAAACAACUAACUGGGAUGGCCAGAGAAUUAUAUAAUUUAGUAGGACCAAAUACUCCACCUAUAAAUUUAAAUUCACAUUCAUAUACUGCCAAUAAAGAGAAGAUGAAAAAGUUUAAACCAUCCCCAUGGACUAGGAUGCCAUUCACUCCAAAACAAGGUAUAGAAUUGUAUCACUGGGUUAAAGGGUCAAAAGAGUUGAUUGAACAACAAGAACUUGAAGAAGACGGCACACCAAAACCAUAUUUUUUUGAAAAGUAUAAUGUUCAGUUGGAAAUUCCUGAGUUUAUUGACGAAGAUACAUAUGAUCUUUAUAUGAUUGAGAUUAAAGAAUACGAGAAUAAGGUAAGAGAGGAAAGAGAAAGAAGAGAGAAAGAACGCAAAGAAAGAGAGAAAAGAGAUUUAGAAGAAAAGAAGAAGCAACAACAACAGCAGCAACAGCAGCAACAGCAAAAAGUACAACAGGAUCAGCAGCAACAGAAACAACAAAACAAGAACGCGGACGAUGGAAAAAACACAGAGUCAAACAAUAAUGCUGAUCAAAAGGAAACUGAACAAAAAUCCGAGGAAAACAAAACUAUAGAGGAGAAAAAGCAAACUGAAGAAAAGAAAGAUGAUGGGGAAUCAAAAGAUACAAACAAUGAAGCAAAACCCGUCGCUGAAGAUGUAAAGACAGAAAAGGAAAAAACUGAAGACAAAGAACUUCCUAAAACCAAUGAUAGUGAAACUAACAAAACAGAGAAGAAAGAUGAUGAAGAGGCUCUGGCAAAGAGUAAAGACUCUACUGCUGAAAGCCAAUUAGAAAAUAAAAAAGAAAAUGACGAAGAUACAGACUUGGAAUGGACAUACAAGGAGACAAAGCACUUGUUUGAAUUAUGUCAAGCGUUUGAGUUGAAGUGGCCAAUAAUACACGACAGAUUUCCAAAUCCAAAUCGAACAGCAGAGGACUUGAAGGAACAAUUCUACAGAAUAUGCAUUAAGAUUCUUGAAAAUCAAGAAAACAAAAACCAGGCAUUGAUAGACUCAUUAAAGGCUUAUUCAAAACCUCGAGAAUUGGAAAGAAAACAAUACCUUGAAAACUUGCUCAAGAGAACGCCAGCAGAAAUUGCUGAAGAGGAAUCAUUGGUUAUUGAAGCAAGAAGAUUCGAGAUAGCAGCAAAAAAGAUGCUAAUGGAAAGAUCAAACUUGUUAACGUUACUCGAUUCUCCACAAACUACACAAAAUGUAUCUCAAUAUCAAUCUUCGCAAGGUAUAACCAAUUUGUAUAAUAAUUUGUUGAUUUAUGACAAGCAUCAAAAGAAAAAGCAAAUGGCAAACAAAGCCAAUACUCAACAAGAACCUGUCCCACCACCAAUUCCAUUAGCUGCAUCAUCAUCAGUGAAACGUGAUCGUGGUUUCCAAACUCAAUUGCAACAAUACUUGUCUAGUUUCUUGAAACAAAACCAUCAUACAAACCCUGCAGUCAAACAGGAAAUCAAUUCUAUACAACAGUUAUUGAUGAAGAGAUUAACACAAAAGGAAGAAGAAGCCUAUGGUUUGCAUUUCCAUGGAACAGAAAAGUUGAAUCCAGGUGUAAUGUUAAGGUCUCAACAAAAGCUACCUGGUUUAAAUCAAAGACAAUCAAUAUUAAAGUCAGUAAAUAUUUUAUUACAGGAAAUGGAUAUCCCAACUGGUGGUGGUACUUCCUGGAAACCAAUAAUGCCCACCAGGAAAACUAUGGCAAAAUAUGACGAAUUAAUUAGAUCAGUGGUUACUUUACUUGAUGUGAAAAAGGCAAAAGACAAAUUAGAGGCGGAAAUUAAAUUGAUAAAGAGUCAAAGGGGGUUAUAG
Messenger RNA from Candida dubliniensis CD36, 1935 nucleotides. It is a transcript of the gene SWC4, whose product is annotated as Swc4p. Gene Ontology annotation, biological process: chromatin remodeling; DNA repair; negative regulation of transcription by RNA polymerase II. The record is from RefSeq and is a predicted model, not a curated record. Gene Ontology annotation, cellular component: Swr1 complex; nucleus; NuA4 histone acetyltransferase complex. Gene Ontology annotation, molecular function: transcription corepressor activity. Bases 1 to 1935 code for a protein of 644 amino acids. NCBI's taxonomy places the organism in Eukaryota, Fungi, Ascomycota, Pichiomycetes, Serinales, Debaryomycetaceae. The transcript has a single exon.